This is a messenger RNA of Psammomys obesus (fat sand rat), 4771 nucleotides long. It is a transcript of the gene Tns2, whose product is annotated as tensin 2. The record is from RefSeq and is a predicted model, not a curated record. Bases 112 to 4395 code for a protein of 1427 amino acids. Gene Ontology annotation, biological process: peptidyl-tyrosine dephosphorylation. NCBI's taxonomy places the organism in Eukaryota, Metazoa, Chordata, Mammalia, Rodentia, Muridae. The transcript is spliced from 30 exons. Gene Ontology annotation, molecular function: protein tyrosine phosphatase activity; protein binding.
GCCUCCCCUCCACCCAAGGGAAGCGCUGCCUCAGCCAGGCUGCUUCCAGGAAGCCCCAGGCCAGGCCCCCGCAUUGUUCAGGCCCUGCAGCCAAGAGCCCAGCCAGACACCAUGAAGUCCAGCGGCCUUAUGGAAAGGUUGCUCAGAAACCUGGGGUGGAGGGACAGCAGCCAGGCCACCAGCAGGCCUAGGAAAGCAGAACCGCACAGCUUCCGGGAGAAGGUCUUCCGGAAGAAAGCUCCAGUGUGUGCGGUGUGUAAGGUGGCCAUCGAUGGGACUGGCGUCUCAUGCCGAGUCUGCAAGGUGGCCACACACAGAAAAUGUGAGGCAAAGGUAACGGCCUCCUGUCAGGCCCUGCCCCCCGCGGAGCUGCGGAGAAACACCGCCCCAGUCCGGCGCAUAGAACACCUGGGGUCCACAAAGUCUCUGAACCACGCAAAGCAGCGCAGCACUCUCCCCAGGAGCUUCAGCCUGGAUCCGCUCAUGGAGCGUCGCUGGGACUUGGACCUCACCUACGUGACCGAGCGGAUCCUGGCCGCAGCUUUUCCUGCACGGCCAGACGAGCAGCGACACCGGGGCCACCUGCGUGAGCUGGCCCACGUGCUGCAGUCCAAACACCGGGACAAAUACUUGCUCUUCAACCUGUCAGAGAAACGACAGGACCUUACCCGCCUGAACCCCAAGGUGCAGGACUUUGGCUGGCCGGAGCUGCACGCCCCGCCUCUGGACAAGCUGUGCUCCAUCUGCAAAGCCAUGGAGACGUGGCUCAGCGCUGACCCCCAGCAUGUGGCCGUGCUGUACUGCAAGGGGAGCAAGGGCAAGCUUGGGGUCAUCGUGUCUGCCUACAUGCACUACAGCAAGAUCUCGGCGGGCUUCUGGUGGUGGCUGGCAAUUCCUGGCAGCUCUUGGCUUGCAGUGGCUUCGCUCCAGCCUGUGCCGCCUCCGUCAUGUCAUCACGUGGCGCUCUCUUUGGCAGACCAGGCGCUGGCGACUCUCACCAUGAGAAAAUUCUGUGAGGACAAGGUGGCCACGGAACUGCAGCCCUCCCAGCGCCGCUACGUCAGCUAUUUCAGCGGGCUGCUGUCCGGCUCCAUCAGAAUGAACAGCAGCCCUCUCUUCCUGCACUAUGUCUCUGUGCCCGUGCUGCCCGCCUUUGAGCCCAACACGGGAUUCCAGCCCUUCCUCAAAAUCUACCAGUCUAUGCAGCUGGUCUACACCUCUGGAGUCUAUCGUAUUGCAGGCCCCGGACCCCAGCAGCUCAGCAUCAGCCUGGAGCCAGCCCUGCUCCUCAAAGGGGAUGUGAUGGUAACCUGCUAUCACAGAGGCAGCCAGGGGACAGACCGGACCCGCGUGUUCCGAGUUCAGUUCCACACAUGCACCAUCCAUGGACCACGGCUGACCUUCCCCAAGGACCAGCUGGACGAAGCCUGGGCUGAUGAGCGGGUCCCCUUCCAAGCCUCCGUGGAGUUUGUCUUCUCCUCCAGCCCCGAGAAGGGCAAAGGCAGCACCCCGCGCAACGACCCCUCCGUGUCGGUGGAUUACAACACGGCCGAGCCCGCUGUGCGCUGGGAUUCCUACGAGAACUUCAACCAGCACCCGGAGGACGGCGUGGACGGCUCCUUGGCGCACACCAGGGGCCCCCUGGACGGCAGUCCUUACGCGCAGGUGCAGCGGGUCCCCCGGCAGACCCCUCCCGCGCCCUCCCCGGAGCCUCCCGCGCCGCCGAUGCUCUCGGUCAGCAGCGACUCGGGCCAUUCGUCCACGCUCACCGCGGAGCCCACGGCGGAGUCCCCCGGCCGGCCUCCGCCCACGGCGGCCGAGCGGCAGGAGCUGGAGCGCCUGCUGGGCGGCUGCGGCGCGGCCGGCGGGGCCCGCGGAGCUGGGCGGGAGACGGCCAUCCUGGACGACGAGGAGCCCGCGGCGGGCGCGGGCCUGCACCUCGGGCUGUACCCGGGCCACCGGCCGGGCCUGGGCCGCCACUGCUCCUGCCGCCAGGGCUACCGGGAGCCCUGCGGGGUCGCCAACGGGGGCUACUGCCGGCCCGAGGGCACCCUGGAGAGGCGGCGCGUGCCCCACGGCUACGAGGCGCAGGGCUACGUGGAAGCCGCCGCGGAGAAGAGGCGCCUCUGCAGGUCGCUGUCCGAGGGGCCCUACCCCUACGCGGCCGAGCUGGGGAAGCCGGGCGGGGACUUCGGCUACCGCCCGGCGGCCUACCGCGAGGUGGUGAUCCUGGAGGAGCCGGGCAUGCCCGCUGUGUGCUCGUGCCCGGCCUGUGAGGAGAAGCUGGCACUGCCCACGGCAGCCCUGUACGGACUGCGGCUGGAGAGGGAGGCUGGAGAGGGCUGGGCCGGCGAGGCGGGCAAGCCCCUCGUGCACCACCCCGUGAGGCCUGCACACCCGCUGCCUCUGCUGGUGCCGGCCUGUGGGCACCGCCACGCCCCGGUGCCCGACUACAGCUGCCUGAAGCCGCCCAAGGUGGGCGAGGACGGGCACGAGAGCUGCGCCUGUGCCGUGUGCCCCGAGGGCAGGUACGGGCUCCCAGGGUACCCAGCCCUGGUCAGCUAUGGCUGUGGAGGUGCAGGUCCCAGCUACUGCCCAGCGUACGGCCGGGCACCUCACAGCUGUGGACCCCCGAGUGACGGCAGAGGGUACUCCAGCCCUGGCGCCCACUCACCGCGGGCUGGCUCGGUGUCCCCGGGAAGCCCGCCCUACCUGCAACCUAGGAAGCUGGGUUAUGAGGUUCCUGUGGAGGAUGGAAGACACGAGUACCCCCUGCCUGGGCACCUGGCCUCCGCAGGACCCUCGGCAUCUACAGAGUCUCCUGAGCCAUCCUGGAGGGACGGCUCCAGCGGACACAGCACGCUGCCUCGGUCGCCCCGAGAUGUCCCGUGCAGGGCCCCUUCAGAGCUGUCUGGCCCCUCCACACCUCUGCACACCAGCAGCCCGGUGCAGGGCAAGGAGAGCACCCGGCGGCAUGAUACCAGGUCUCCUUCCUUGGCAUCUGCCCAGAGACUGAGUCCUGGCGAGGCCUUGCCCCCUGUUGUCCAGGGAGGCACUGAAAAGGCUCCUGAACUGCUGGCUACCAAGAGGCCUGAGCCGCUGGACCCUAGUCCCUUCUCCCAGACCUCCCCACCCAGCUCACCUAAUGGCUGGCCGCAGGAAAGGAGCCCACCGGGCCAACCCAACAGUGCCAGUCCUUGGGGCCCUGUGCCAUCCACCCUGCCUGGACUCCGCCAUGCCCCAUGGCAGGGCCCUCGGCCCCCCCCAGACAGCCCAGAUGGCUCCCCUCUUACUCCCGUGCCUACCCAGAUGCCCUGGCUUGUGGCCAGCCCAGAACCACCCCAGAGCUCACCCACCCCCGCCUUCCCCCUGGCUGCCUCCUAUGAUGCCAAUGGUCCCACUCAGCCGCCACUUCCUGAAAAGCGACACGGGCCAGGAUCUGGGCAACAGCCAUCACCACCAGCCAGAAGCACCAACCAUGUCACCUUUGCACCUCCUCUCCCCGAUGUCACCCAGCCCCCAGAGCACCCUUUGCAAGAGAACCAAAGCAACGUCAAGUUUGUCCAGGACACAUCCAAGUUCUGGUACAAGCCACACCUUUCCCGUGACCAAGCCAUAGCCCUGCUGAAAGACAAGGAGCCCGGGGCCUUCCUGAUCAGAGACAGCCACUCAUUCCAAGGAGCCUACGGUCUAGCCCUCAAGGUGGCUACGCCCCCACCCAGCGCCCAGCCUUGGAAAGGGGACCCCUCAGAACAGCUGGUCCGACAUUUCCUCAUCGAGACUGGGCCCAAAGGCGUGAAGAUCAAGGGUUGUCCCACAGAGCCCUAUUUUGGCAGCCUGUCUGCCCUGGUCUCUCAGCACUCCAUCUCCCCCAUCUCCCUGCCCUGCUGCCUGCGGAUUCCAAGUAAAGACCCCCUGGAAGAAACCCCGGAGGCCCCAGCGCCCACCAACAUGAGCACAGCAGCAGAUCUCCUGCGCCAGGGAGCAGCCUGCAGUGUGCUCUACCUGACCUCCGUGGAGACAGAGUCGCUGACUGGCCCUCAGGCUGUGGCCAGGGCCAGCUCUGCAGCUCUGAGCUGCAGCCCCAACCCAGUUCCAGCCAUUGUCCACUUCAAGGUCUCAGCCCAAGGCAUCACACUGACCGACAACCAGAGAAAGCUCUUCUUCCGACGCCAUUACCCAGUGGGCAGCAUCACCUUCUCCAGCACAGACCCCCAGGACCGCAGAUGGACCAACCCUGAUGGAACCACCUCCAAGAUCUUCGGUUUCGUGGCCAAGAAGCCGGGGAGUCCCUGGGAAAAUGUGUGCCACCUCUUUGCGGAGCUUGACCCAGACCAGCCAGCGAGCGCCAUCGUCACCUUCAUCACCAAAGUCCUGCUGGGCCACAGAAAAUGAAGCAAUGCCACCAGCCCCACAUCCACAUCAACACCACACCCUCCCAGCACCCACAGCCCUGCCCUGGCCCUGGCGCCCACCCUAAGAGGGAGUGGGCCCAGCCUGGCCACUGCUCUUUCCUGCCCUUGCCUGCUAAGCUGAGGGAGUGGGCCCGUGAGAUGACCUGGCAUGUGAGCAGAUGGCAGAGACAGGUGUGAGGAGGCAUCCGGCGUGGAGCCCGGGAGGGGAACGACCCUGCCAGCUGCAGCUCCCAUCAUGGAGGGAGAAGGAAGAGGCUUGGGAGCUUCCUGUCUCCCUCGAAACAGAGACCAAAGUGGGGUCAUGUACACAGAGGGAAAAGAGAGUCUAUUUUUGUGUAAUAAAGAAUUUCUAUAAA